Exaiptasia diaphana is the source of this 2055-nucleotide messenger RNA. RefSeq names its product leucine-rich repeat-containing protein 58. Gene Ontology annotation, molecular function: protein binding. The transcript is spliced from 2 exons. The record is from RefSeq and is a predicted model, not a curated record. NCBI's taxonomy places the organism in Eukaryota, Metazoa, Cnidaria, Anthozoa, Actiniaria, Aiptasiidae. Bases 106 to 1188 code for a protein of 360 amino acids.
AUUUUGCUGACUGUUCGGCGAGAAGAGAUUCGAUUAAAGUAAGAGCUGAAUAAAAGUGAGAAGAAGACUAUAAAUUUACGGAGAAUGACUGAACAGUAAACAAAUAUGGAAGAAGAYAACAGUCAUGUCGAAAAGGAAGAGUUCAAACAUUUCGACCUSGAUUUGUCGAACCGUUUUCUGCAGUUCCUUCCCGAUGAAGAACAUUUGCUCAACAACUUCAAUCCAUCGAAAAUCACUCGAUUAUUUUUAGUAGGGAAUCACAUCUCAGUUAUUCCUGAUGCUAUAAAGUUGUUCAAUAACCUMGUCGAYYUAGAUGUGUCUUCAAAUGGCAUCGCAGCGAUAUCCUCGCACAUUACUGAGCUUUCUCAACUGAAAUCCUUUGUGGGCAAAAACAACAACCUGGAAGAUUUACCCAAGGAAUUUGGRCAGCUURUAAGGCUGGAAAACUUGAAUUUGAGUGGCAAUAGGUUGUCCACGUUUCUUCCACAGAUAUUUGAAUUGACGAAUUUGAAAGGAUUGCAUUUAGGGGGGAAUUUGAUUAGGAGAAUACCACCACAAAUUCAGAAUCUUCGACGGUUAGAGAUYCUWUACCUUGGAGGCAACAGACUUACUGAUAUACCACCAGAAAUGGGCUAUUUGCGCAAGCUAAGAGCUCUAACCUUAUGUAAUAAUCUUCUUGAAUCCAUUCCUUGUACUUUGAACAAGCUAUCAUCUUUGCAUUCAUUGAGUUUGCAUAACAAUAAACUCACUACACUCCCUGUUGAACUAGUAAGACUAAAGAACUUGGAAUCACUGAGCYUAAGGGACAACCCUUUAGUUGUAAGGUUUGUCAGAGACAUGGUUUUUGAUCCUCCCAGUCUAUUGGAGCUAACUGCAAGAURCAUUAAGAAUUCUAACAUGAAGUAUUCCACRGAAGACUUGCCACCAAUGCUAGUGAAGUAUCUGGACAGUGCAAGACGUUGUGUCAAUCCAAGAUGCAAAGGGGUGUAUUUUUACUCUAGUGUGCGCUGUGUUAAGUUUGUAGACUUCUGCGGGAAGUAUCGUGUCCCACUGGAGCAGUUCUUGUGUUCGCCCCAUGAGAACGACAGAUGGGAUGAAAUGGCAUUUUCUAGCAGUGGACUUAGCAGUAGUGAUGAAGAUGAUGAGUUUGUUUCUCAGCACAAGAUGAAGAAAGUCUUAUUGGGUUAACAUUGAUAAACRUAAAUAAAAAGAAGACUAUAUUUUUAUCUUUCUUUUGGGAAAUGAAUACUAUCUGUAAAUAUGGGAAUAAUUAGGAUAAUUGUCYAUUUUGAAUUAUAUGUUAUUAGGAAAUGAUUGUAAUAAUAGUAAUGUUAAUUUGAUAUAAUUCUUGAUAAGGAAUUAGUAGAAAUAGAUGAAUAARGGAAUCACAGUCAACCAAUGCUGUGUUAAACCAUUUUAGAAAAUCAUUUUUAACRAAAGGCAAAUAUGAUGCUUAUCAUUGUUUUUGAAGAAGAAAAAGUUUUUUGAAUUUUAUUUUCUGAGUUAAAGGCAUUUGAAAAUUGAAAAUGCUAAUGAUGUGACGUCAAGGGAGGCUUGAAUAUACGAACUUUAAAGAAGUCGCUUAAAAAUGGUUUCAUGGGAUUUCAUGGGAUUAAAUUUAUUGUAGGCAAUGUAGGGAAUAAUUAUAUUCCCAGUUGGCGUUCAUGAAAACACUUUUGAGCUACGACUCUUUCAAAGCUGAAUCCUCCCUUGACGUCACAUCAUUAGCAUUUUCAAUUUUCAAAUGUCUUUAACUCAGAAAAUAUAAUUCAAAAAAACUUUUUCUUCAAAACAAUGAUUAGCAUCAUAUUUGCCUUUUGUUAAAAAUGAUUUUCUAAAUUGGUUCAUAUGCACUUAAAAAAAAACGACUGUUAUAAGAUGGUAGAGCAUCUCUUUCAUUCUGGGAGGCACUUACUAGUACUUUUAUAUCUAUGACAGUGAGCGUCCGUCAGUUUACUGAAUGUUAUUCCCGGGGGGUACUCCCUAAUAUCAAAGGGCGGGGGUCCUCGGCGUCCCUUAUAGGGUUUGACAUCAGUAUUUUGGUCCCGCUUAGGG